AUGGAGAAAUUAUUCAGGAACCAAAAGUUGAAUGUUAGCGUAAGAAUUGUUAAGAGUGGUGAGGAGGUACUGUUUUACGCAAAAGAUGUGGCGGAAUCUCUAGGGUACUCAAACCCUCAAAAAGCUAUCAGAGACAACGUUUGGAAGUCAAAUAAGGCAACGGUGAGAGACUUCCAAAGGGUACCCAGCCAGUUCACCUUGGAAAAAUGUCACCCACAAACAAUUUUACUAUAUGAAACAGGAUUAUACGAACUAAUUUUCAACUCGAGACUUCCAAUAGCAGAGGACUUUCAGGAUUGGGUAUUUAGUGAGGUGCUUCCAUCUAUUCGUAAAACAGGCUCAUACACACUACCGGAUAGAAGGUCACUCAGGUAUAACCAAAUGAUCCUCAUAAACGAAACGGACCUUCAUCAUACAGUUGUGAGUUACAUUAGGAACAACCACCCUAAGGCUGUAGUAAUACCCGGUCUUGGUGAGUAUCAGGAUACGGUGUCAAAGAGAUGUGAUGCCUGGAAGAAGGGCUAUAAGGGUGGUCAGCCAGAUCUCAUUAUAGAGAAUCCUAUGGGGGAGUACAUAGGAUUCGCAAUUGAAUUUAAGUCUCCUAAGGGCACUGGGAUUACAAGUGAGAAGCAAGCCUUAUGGCUCGAAAGACUGAGGGAAAUAGGGUACAUGACAAUGAUAUCCAACGAUCUGAUACAAAUCUGUAUCAGAAUUAACGAGUACUUCUCACUUAAGAAAAAAGUUAAAACAGUAAGGGUGAAAAAUGUAGUCAGCGAUGUAAAGCUGUACAAACAAAAGUUCACAUCACACAAGUACUAG
Paramuricea clavata is the source of this 819-nucleotide messenger RNA. Lineage: Eukaryota; Metazoa; Cnidaria; Anthozoa; Malacalcyonacea; Plexauridae. The record is from the annotation of a GenBank genome assembly.